GUCCAUCGGCCAGGUAUUCACCAAAAAAAAUGGCUUUGAUAUCUUCCCCGACAUCCCUUACAACAUUCUCUCAGCCCCAUGCUUCAAGCUCUAAAAACCCUCAUGUUAGGUUAAACCCUGUCGUCGGGGACAAGAAGUCCGCGGUCGUUGCUGUCCAAGGUGAUGGUGUUUGGACGUAUGAUCUGACGACUCUUCGAGCAACUACGUCCUUUACUGUCCCUCCCUCGACUGUUUUUACCAGCUCACCCGUCAGUUUUUGGACUACCAAGACUGUUUCGGCUCCUCAAGCGAAUGAUCAAGGCGGGGAAGAUGAAGGGAUGGAUGUUGAUCAAUACGAAGGAUUGGAUGGACCCAAGGAGACACAGAUAGAAAUCAAAGAGAGAGUCACUGCCGUUGGUGCCGGUAAAGAAGUGUGGUUAUGGAAAGGGGAAGAGGGAGAAAAGGAGGUUAUCCGGAUAAAGAGCCAAAUAAGUGCCAUACAUCAUCUUCCGUCCCCAGCGACUCCCCUGUUGCUCAUCUCUUCCUCCUCCCAAUUCUAUCUUCUCGACUCUAAAUUACAAUCCCAUUCUAUCUCCACCGCCUCUUUAAAAUCAUCUGAGCUGCUUGCUUCCCGAGUCAUCCUCCAAGAAACCAAACAAUCUGUUAGGGUUAUCGUUGUGGACAGAACAGGACGGAUCGAAGUGACCAAGAUUUGGAUCGAGGAUAGGCGGCUGGAGAGGAUAUUAGAAGGGAAGGUUGGUAACGGCAAGUUGGUGGCUGGGGAUGUCAGCGAUGACGGCGUCAUUACUGUGCUCGAUGAACAACAUAAUCUCUACACCACCUCUGCUCGAACUCUCUCAACACCCUCUUCCCCUGUUCGUCUCCUUCACCCUUCCUCCGCGCCUCUUCUUCUCUCUCUCCCUUCACCUACCCUUCCCCUCGUCCUUCUUCCCACUCCCCAUCCAUCCCCUUCCCUUCUUCUCGCCAUUCCUGCUUCCAACUUGCCCACAAUCCUCACCACUACCCCGCUUUCUUCAUUCACCUCUUCUGGCACAAUUUCUGCUCUAUCUAUCCUUUCCGUUCGCUCUGGGGUGUACACAAUCGGUGUCGUCCUCUCUCAUAAACACAGUGAAGGAGAAGGGUCUAGCGGUAGGAGUGUGCUUUACACAUGUGAAGUAGCUUUACCUGAACGUGGCGUCGGGAUGGGAUCGCUUCUUGGCAGUAAGGCAAGGACAGGAGAGUAUCUGGAGGUUGAGGGAACGGAGAAGAAGCAAGGAAAGACGGAAUUGGAGAAGAAGCAAGACAAGGUCCUUGAAGGACUGGAAAAGGCUUUGAAGAGCAAGGACGUGACUGGAGCUCAGAAAACUUGGAGAGACUGGGUUGCUAAGGAAUCUGAUACCGCAGAAGGCGUCUUCAGUGACAGAUUCGUCAGGAAAGUGGUCCGCGCCGUGUUUGGGGCGGCGCUAAACGAAGACAGCAAGCCAAAAGGUGUCUAUGCCGGUGAAAUUUUGAAGGACCUUGUAAGCAGAAGGGUUGUGAGUGAUGGCAUGUGGAAGGAAGGUGUCGUCGUGGACGGGUUAUUACCGCUUGGCGAUUGGGAAAAUAUUACGCUUGCCCUCCAAAAUAUCCCCACUAUCCCGUCAUCAACGAUCAUUAUACUUCUCCAAAAAUCUGCUCAAUCAUCAAACGCUUCAUCUGUCCCCUCUCUGACCGCUCUUCUUCAGAUAAUUCUGGCUCUUCCCCCUCCUGGUCCUUCCUACCGAUUGGACUUGUAUAAGACUCUCUCAGUGGAAGAUGCUGCCGCCAUGUUAAAGGUCCUCGUUCAGUGGAUGGAAGACUACGUUGAGACUUUGUCCGAGGGAUUAAAAGGCUGGGAUGAGUCUGUGUCCCAGGAGAAAGAAGACAAUCUUCCAUCUCUACAAUCUCUUGUCACGCAUACCUCUCUUAUUUUAGACGCUCACCUUCCUUCCUUCAUUUCACACUCCGCUUCCCACGAUAUUCUUUCCAGGGCACAAGCGUCACUGGAGCCGCUUUUAGCCGUUCAAAACGAAUACCGUCAGCUGAGGGGCCCUGUGGAGGCAUUGUUAACUCUUGCGAGGAGGGAAGCGAAGAAAGCAGAAGAGAGAGCAGCGAAGAAGGGUGGGAAAAAGAAGGGAAAGAAGGACGAGAACGGGAGGUUGCCAGAAGAAGUCGUCGGCAAGUGGAAGGUGGAGGAUCUUGCGUUUUAGGUUGGUGUCAUCGGGUUAUUUACAUGCAUUAUUAUGGAA
Messenger RNA from Cryptococcus deneoformans JEC21, 2246 nucleotides. RefSeq lists its product as hypothetical. Bases 30 to 2207 code for a protein of 725 amino acids. Gene Ontology annotation, biological process: maturation of SSU-rRNA. Gene Ontology annotation, molecular function: RNA binding. The record is from RefSeq and is a predicted model, not a curated record. The transcript has 5 exons. Lineage: Eukaryota; Fungi; Basidiomycota; Tremellomycetes; Tremellales; Cryptococcaceae. Gene Ontology annotation, cellular component: nucleolus.